This is a messenger RNA of Prunus armeniaca (apricot), 435 nucleotides long. Lineage: Eukaryota; Viridiplantae; Streptophyta; Magnoliopsida; Rosales; Rosaceae. The record is from the annotation of a GenBank genome assembly.
AUGGAUUGCAUUCGGUGCAAGGCUGUCAUUGAAGGGAGCACCAUUGACCCGGCCAAGGUUAUUGAGAAUGCGCUAAGUGCUCAAAUGGAGUUUAUUGAAAUCAGAAAGGUUCCUAGUGAUGAAGUGGCUGUGAACAACAUUUUGAAUGUCCAUCCUGCUUCCUGGAACGCACCUUCAGGUGAUUUUGUGAAAAUAAAUGUGGAUGGAGGAUGGAUUGGUGGCACUCUGAAAGGUGGCAUUGGUGUUGUUAUUAGAAAUAUUGAUGGUCAAUUUGUUGGGGGUUUAGCUAGUCCUAUUUGCUAUGAUUCAGCACUAGCUGCGAAAGCUCAUUCAGCAAUUAAAAGGCUUGCUUUGUUAGCUAACCUUGGCUUUAGAGGUGUCAUUGUGGAAACUGACUCAAAAUUGCUUAUCAAUGGGAUAAAUGGUGACUUUUAG